Molecule: messenger RNA, 3246 nt
Organism: Penicillium argentinense
Lineage: Eukaryota; Fungi; Ascomycota; Eurotiomycetes; Eurotiales; Aspergillaceae
Product: LEA domain protein
Exons: 2
Coding region: 1-3246 (1081 amino acids)
Source: RefSeq, a predicted model, not a curated record
AUGUCGUCUCCCGCUGUUGGCAAAGCACCUCCCAAGCUCGGCUCGAAGAAUGCAACCCCUCUAAGGACCCGCAAGGGCUCCGGCUCCAGUGCCGCCCCGAAGUCCCCCAGUGUCGCAGAAAGUCCAAAGUCCGUAAAGAAGACAUCCGCGCGCAAGCUCACCCCCAAGGCACCCCAGCCUAUUGACGACAACCUCGACGAGCAAUCCAUCCCCGAGACCCCGUCGCCCAAGUCUAAGAGUCAGAUCGCCUCGUCCGAGCAACGCCGCCCUUCCUCUCCACCCGAAGAUGUCACCACCCAGGCUUCCGGCUCUGCGGCUCCUCUUGGUGGCGCCGUGGGUAAAGCCAAGGGUCUUGCUGGCAAGGCCAAGGAUACCGCGCAACAGGGCGCCUCAUCUGUCACAAAGAACCUGCCCAACCUGCCAAUCGACUUGUCCACGUUGAAGGGACUUGUUGUUUCCAACGGAGGCAAGAUCCUGGGACAAGAUGGAAAUCCUCUCGGCGAGGUUGUUGAAGGGGAUCCCGAUGACCUUGUUGGACAGACUGUUGGUGAUGAUGGUGAGAUUGUUGAUGAGGAGGGUGAUCUCAUUGGUCGCGUUGACGUCCUUGAAGGUGCUGUCGAUCAAGCGAAGAAUCUCCCCGAAGAGGCUGGGUCCAAGCUUGACGCUGCUAAGGACCUUGUCACCGAUCUCUCCCAGCUGGAGGGCCUGCCUGUCUCCGACGGCGGCGUGAUUAAGAACUCUGCUGGUCAGAUUGUUGGCAAGAUCACCGAGGGAGACCCUGAAGAUCUCAUCGGAUACACUCUCAACGACGAUGGUGAAAUUGUCGAUGAUGAAGGCGACGCAAUCGGUCGUGUAGAGCUUAUCCCUGUUGAAGAGCAGAAGAAGGCGAUUGAAGAAGCUGUCGGCGACAAGGAUGAAGUUGACGACAAUUUCGAAGAUGCCCAGGAUGGUCUGAAUGCUGAUCAGGUGAAGGGUGCUGUCGACGAUGCUAAAGGCCAGGCUGAAGACACUGUUGAUGACGCUGCUGAUCAGGCCAAAAAUGCCGUUCCUGAUGUCGAUGAGGCCAAGGGUGCUGCGGAAGAGAACAUCAACGGUGUCAAGGACACUGCUGAAGACGUCGCUGAAGAUGCCCAGCUCCGCAUUCCCGAUCUCGAUACUCUUGAGGGCCUCACCUGCAACAAGCGCGGCUAUGUUAUCGACAAAACCACCGACAAGCCUGUCGGCGAGCUUAUUGAGGGCGACCCCAAGAAGGUGGCUCGACUUGGUGCUACUCUCGACGAGGAGGGCCAGUUCUGGGACAACCGUGGCAACGUCAUCGGCAAGAUCAAGGCUCUCCCCAUCGAAGACGACGAGGAAGAGGGUCUUUUCGCCGGAUUUGAAGGCCUAGUUGUUGGCGAGGAUGGCUGGGUCGAGGAUGAAAACGAGACUCGCGUCGGUCGACUUGUCGAAGGCGAUCCCAAGAAGCUGCUUGGUCGUGGAGUUGAUGAGGAUGGUGAAGUCCUCGACCGCCAUGGUAGCGUCAUCGGCCGUGCUGAGCGCUAUGAAGAGCCCGAACCCGAGGAGGAACCUGCUCCUGAUGUCUCUGUCUUGAAUGGCAUGCACUGCAACAAGGCCGGCUAUGUCAUCGGCUCGGAAGGCUUCCCCAUUGCCCGCGUUGUCGAGGGUAACCCAAAGGAGCUUGCCGGCAAGCAAAUCGAAGAUGGCGAGAUUUAUGAUGGCAAGAAGGUCGUCGGUCGAGUCGAAAUGAUCCCCGAGGAUGAGCUCGAGAGCAAAUCCGAGGGUCCAUUUGCAGGUAUGGAGAGCCUUGUCGUUCGAAAGGACGGCUUCGUCGAAGAUGAGGAUGGUGCUAUUGUUGGCCAGCUCGUCGAAGGCGAUCCCAAGAAGCUGCGUGGUCGUGCUGUGGAUGAAGAUGGCGAGAUUACCGACAAGUACGGCAAUGUAAAGGGUCGUGCUGAGCCCUAUGAACCUCCUGAGGCCGAGGAAGAAGAUCUGUCCAUCCUGGAAGGCAAGGUCGUCAACAAAAGCGGCAACGUCGUUGAUCCUGCCACCGGCGCUGUCUUCGGCCGCAUCGUCGAGGGCGACAAGAGCCUUGCCGGCUGCAAGGUCGAUGGCAAGGGCCAGGUCUGGGGCGACAACGGCCAAGUCGUUGGUCGUGCCGAGCUCAUCUCCGAUGCCGAGCAGCAAAAGGCCGAGGGCCCGUUUUAUGGCUUUGAUAACGCGGAGAUCGCGAAGGAUGGCGUGGUCAUGGACGGCGAUCGUAUCAUCGGACGUCUCAUUGAAGGAGAUGCGAAGCGCCUUCGAGGCCGCAAGGUCGACGAAGAUGGCGAUGUUCUCGACAAGAAUGGCAACUCCAUCGGCAAGGCUGAGCGUUGGGAGCCCGAGGAGAAGCAGCGCGAUGUCAACCCCAUGGCUGGUCGUAAGGUCACCAAGGAGGGUGAGGUUCGUGAUGCCGAUGGCAACCUCAUUGGCAAGCUGACCUCUGGUAACCUGGCUACUCUCGUUGGAAAGUCCAUUGACGACAAUGGCUUCGUCGUCGACAACGAUGGCAACAAGCUGGGAGAAUGCACCCUGCUUGAGAACAUCCUCGAUGAAGGCCCGACUCCUGAGGAGAAGGAGGCACAGGAAAAGGCUGAGCAUGAUCGCCAGCUUGCUGAGAAGAUGUGCAACAUUGUGCGCCAGACACUCGAUCAAGUCAAGCCUGUCUGCAAGCAGAUCACCGACCUCCUUGAAAAGGCUGACCGUACCCCCAAGGACGAACUUAACGAAGAGAAGCUCGUCCAGAGCGUCAAGCCCCUCCUCGAGCAGGGCGGCCAGAUCCUGCAAGAGUGCAACGGCGCCAUCCGCGCCCUCGACCCCGACGGUCGCAUCGCUGCGACCGCAAAGGCUCGCGCCUCUUCUCGCGACGCUACCCCCGAGGAAUACCAGCUGGCCGACAUGCUGAAGGAGCUGACUGAGACUGUGGUCAAGACCAUCGACAACGGCAAGAAGCGCAUUGCCGACAUGCCUCACGCCAAGAAGAAGCUGAAUCCUCUCUGGGCUCUGCUGUCAGAGCCACUGUUCCAGAUCAUUGCGGCCGUCGGACUUCUGCUGAGCGGUGUUUUGGGCCUGGUUGGCAAGUUGUUGGAUGGUCUUGGUCUUGGUGGUCUGCUGAACGGCCUGCUGGGCGGUCUGGGUCUCGACAAGUUGAUCAGCGGCCUUGGGCUCGGCGGCUUGACUGAUGCGCUUGGUCUCGGUGGAAACCAAUAA